AUGACGGCGUACAGCUGUGUCUUGGGAAAAGAAUUCUUCUGGCCGUUGAAUGAUAAUCCCGAACCUCCCUUCUGGCCACAUCUAACUUCGAUAUACUUGUAUCCUAUACCCGUCACGCCAUGUGGGAAAUGGAUGUUUGAACGGGAUGACGACGCGGAGGAGCUCGAUUCUGAUCCACGUCAUUUUGAUGGUCUUCCCUACUAUCGUCGUAACUCCUACUAUGAGAUUACGGAUCAAAACACCAAUUGGGACUUGGUUCCUCCAGAGGACCGCAAGCGCAGACUGUUCCGAACCAAAUUCGUGCACGAGUUGUUCAAUCAAUAUCAUCUAUCAGCUGCCAAGGCUGCUCUUCAGAUGCCUAGACUAAGCGGCAUGUCAUUGACGCUUUCGCACCACCAGCAUACGCCCCCUCAACACGAGUUCUGGUUUGAGCCGGGGAGCCAAGAAUGGAAAGUGGCGACAGCGGCCUGGGGCAAUGGGAACGGCUCCGAUGCGUAUGAACCAAGCGAGGAGGUCUAUGAAAUGUGGAAUGAAGUUGCUUUGAAACGCACCGAUCGUUGCAUAAUGAUUGAUUACGCAGACACUUACGGAAACUAG
Molecule: messenger RNA, 597 nt
Organism: Penicillium bovifimosum
Lineage: Eukaryota; Fungi; Ascomycota; Eurotiomycetes; Eurotiales; Aspergillaceae
Exons: 1
Coding region: 1-597 (198 amino acids)
Source: RefSeq, a predicted model, not a curated record